AUGAGUCUGAGUACAGCAACGGAUCCGUCGUCGAAUGCAAUAGACGAUGUUGUGUCGCCAGGACAAACAAGAAGGGUAACACCACGGUCAUUAGUAAUCUCGCCCAAUCUCGACGCGCUACUGGAGCAUGAAGAUCGGAUACGCGCCCAGAUUAGCAACACGGCAGGCGGGACAGAGCCAGGCACGCCAGAGUCCGCACUGAGAGUCUCGCCUCAGCACGGAGAGUUACCAGGGCUUCCGCCGCCGCCCAGACGGGUGAAAGGACCAAAGUGGCCGCAUUUGGCAGCAAAAGGGGGGCGACAGACAUUGGAAAUGGAGGAUAAAAGAGGAGCAGAGACGGUGAGCAGGGUGAUGGGAGCAGCGAGCUCGUCGUUGUCGAACCCGUACAUUAAUCCUGCGCCGACACUGGAGGACGUGCUUAUGCGGGUUGAAGAGGAGGAAGUGCGUGACGGAUCAGAGUCAGUGACAUUAUUAGCACUGCCAUGGACCCCGAAUGAUGGCUCAAAUGCACGGCAACAAUCACAUCCAACUCGAACAUAUGUCGCUAAACUCGAUUCGCCCUCUUCCCUCAGUCCUCUCCGCCACCCGAGGAGCGCUGUCAGGCUCUUAACCAAGCCGAUGUCCCAAGACAUGCCGCGAGCAGCCAUUGCAAAUUUUAAUGCAGUGCCGUACCCGCUUGGCCCCAGCCCAGAUGACCCUGACGGUGACGGUGUCGUCAACACACCCUGGCGGCGGCGACCCUUACUUUCUCACGGACCACAGUCGUCUAUCUCUUCUAUGGACUCUUCAAACACAUCUUCUAUUCGCCCAGCAUCUACAGAGGAAAACGGUCCUCGUUUCAGCAUCUCAAGCACUAUAUACCCCGGAAGUUCGGACCAAUCUCAUCAGCAUUCACUCCUCAACGAGCCUAUUUCUUACGACAUGGCCCGCAACUCCUUCAUGGAUAUUUAUUCCCCAGCCAAUCCGGCUUUUAAUUUCGGACAGCAUUCACCCUCAGAUUCAACACAAGAGCCACUGUCGCCCAUAAGCUUCGCUCCUUCUCCAGUCUCUGAGAACAGUUUUAUCCCAUAUCCCGACGAUACCAAACCAAAACAGUCUACCAAACCCCCUCUUCCUACUACUCCGAAACCUAUCUUCAACCGUCAGACAAUGAAGUCGAGACAAACGUCUCCGAGGCGUUCCCCGCCGCCAUUAGCUUUGCAUGACCAAACCACUAUGGAUACCCAGCUACCGCCAACGACAAACUUUCUCGAUGUCGACGAACGUGCUGACCUCGUACGAAAAUCCCGUAAAUUAGCCCGUGUUUUUGGCCAAACUCCCGGAGCAGACGCUAUGGCUCAACAGGAUACUGGCCGUGAUUCUUCAGACCCAUCUUCAAAACCGCGACGUCGAAAAUCCAACGCUGUUUACUUGGACGGCAUGAGAAGGCAUUCUAUGCCGCUCUCUCCAGAUGAUGUCUCAUUUUUGAGCAUCGUGAGCCCUACAUUGGAAGGUUAUCCUGCUCCACCACGAGCAAAGUCUAAAAACAGUUCAGCAAUUUACUCGGGUAAAUCAAAUGACCUACAUCAGCCAAUAAGUCAAAUCAAAUCAGGUUCACGUACAUCGUUCAUUGAUCUGUCUGACGACGAGAAGGAGGUCCCAGUUUCUGCUAGCCAACCAUCGGAGAAACUGCUCCCAGAGUCACCACCUCAUUCUUUGCUUGAAACAAUGUCCCUGGAUGACCAGCCUGACGACGAACGCAGGAGGAAACGUGAAAGAUUAGCCAAGCUUCAUCGCUUUCUGGGUUCCCGCGUCCCAGCCAAUUUAGUUUUGGGGAUCGAAGAUCUUGAAGCAUCUUUGCCUGCUGCCAGCAUGGCCCCUUCAGCGUAUAGGGGAAGCUCCUCUGACAACGACGAAAACAGCCGCAAGGCCUGGCUGAGACGCAGAAGGAGCAACUCUUCGAGCACUCCGCAAUCCACUAGGCCUGAUGAACUUGACAGAGUAAAGGAAGAUUUGGACGACAAGGAGAAGGCUCUCAAUGUACGAAGAGCUCAGAAGAUGGAAAAGGUCUUUGGAGUCGCCCCUCCUCUCACGCUUUAUCACACUCGCCAUUGUCCAUCCCCUUCCUCGUCAACCCCUCCAAUCCCUAUUGGCGUCCUUUCCGAUUCCGCUUUACCUGCCACAAAGACUCUGAAUAUGAGUCUCACUUAUAUCAAACCCAAGACGAAGAAGACUCAUCGUCCUGGUACAUCUGAAUCUAACCGACAACUCUUGCCAAAGGGCAAAGACGACCACGGAUUUGAAGACCGCGGUGCCCAUAUAAACAUCCGACACUCUUUAAUAUACAACCAUUAUCAACACUCUUUGAAUUCUUUGAAUGAUAUCUUGGACCGAGACGAUAGAGAGUCUUUGGCUGAGCUACAUGACUAUCUCAACAAUACGGACACUCCUACUCCCAAAGCAGAUGAAGAUUUCUCAACUCGGCUGGACCGACGUGCCUCAAUAGCUUCCACAAUCAAGUCCGAACGACGCCGUUCGCUUCCUGCCAGGACAUCCAUGAUAUCUUUGGCAGGUUCAGAAUACAGUGUAACCACGCCCAAGGCGGAGAUUACAACCUUCCAAUUGCGUCGAAGAAGGGCCGCAAAACUUACCCAAUUCUUUGGUGUCAACUACCGAGAAUUGAUCAACGAUGUUCUUGAAAGCAUUGAAAGCGGAGUGGAACAUGAGCAACGGCGAGGUACCUUGCGGGCAGAAGAAGUAGAGGAUCUUCGUACCAGGCUUCGCAAUCUGAAAUCUAAACGCCAGGGGCUGUUUUAA
Messenger RNA from Psilocybe cubensis, 2796 nucleotides. RefSeq lists its product as uncharacterized. Bases 1 to 2796 code for a protein of 931 amino acids. The transcript is spliced from 5 exons. Lineage: Eukaryota; Fungi; Basidiomycota; Agaricomycetes; Agaricales; Agrocybaceae. The record is from RefSeq and is a predicted model, not a curated record.